AUGGCACCUCGCAGCAGGCGUAGCGCGGCGGCCGUCGCCGAAGUUGCCGUCGAAGAGGAGGAGCAAGAGCAGGAGGUUGAGGAGCAGAAUGGCCUCAAGCCAUUGCGAUUUAAGCAGCCGCUUGUUGGGCGGCCAAGUAAGCAAAUUGGCGUUAGCGACCUUUUGAAGCGGCUCAAAGCGUUGCACGAUGAGCUACGGACGAUAGACCAGGAGGAGGCGCACAGGGAAUCGCUUAUGCCAGUCGCACAGGAAUUGGCUCAUCAAACUUUACUGCAGCACAAGGACCAUGGCGUACGCGCGUGGUCGGUUUGUUGCGUCGUCGACAUGCUGAAGCUCUUUGCGCCGGAUGCGCCAUAUCCCGCAUCGAAGCUCAAGGAAAUCUUCUCUGUCAUCAUACUCAAGUUGCUACCCCUCCUGGCCGAUCCCUCGCACACCUAUAACAGCCAGCACAUGUACAUUCUGCGCUCACUCGCCGAGUGGAAGAGCAUACUGCUCAUAAACGAGAUACCCGGGUCGGAGCAGCUCACUUCGGCCUUGUUUACCACAUGCUUCGACGUGCUUUCAGGCCCGUCAAAGAGUGAUAGUGGCGAAGAACUGAGCAAGAACAUAGAGCACAAUAUGACAGAAAUCCUCUCGACCAUAAUAGACGAAGCGCCAGCCGUCACACAUGACGUCGUGGACGUCAUUAUCGCACAGUUCCUUUGGGCAGACCCAAUUACAUUGGGUAGCUCAGCCAAGGGGAAGAAAGGGGUACAGGUGGACGCGAAGCAAUCAACUUUGCGGCGAAAAGAGGCGCCGCCUGCGUACAACAUGGCCAAGAAUGUGUGCAAUGCCUUUCCAGAGAAAAUGGCCCGCCUAAUUGGCAACUACUUCAGUUCCGUCAUCGUUGACGUGACGAAUUCUGGUACCUCAUACAGACGUGAAGGCGCAGAAGACGGCCCCAACAAGGGGCCAUCGGAAGAUGAUAUUGACGAGGCAAACAAAGCUCAUCGACUGCUGCGGGAGCUGUGGAAGUGCUGCCCAGGAGUCCUUCAGGAGAUUAUACCGCAUUUGCAAGACGAGCUUGCCACCGAAACCGUUCAGCUCCGCCAGCUCGCCACGGAGACAUUUGGCGAUAUGAUUUCAGGCAUUGGUGCAGCCGGACCCCCUCCCCUCCCUGAUCUAGAUCCUGCCGCAUACCCAUCACAGAGCCUGUCACGUCCCGAGACUACCCGGAACUUUGACUACCUCACGACCCCAGCUUCCAUCAAUUCAUUCCCCACGCAAUAUCCCGCGGCUUACCAUGCUUUCUUGCAGCGCAAGAACGACAAAUCGGCUAUAAUACGAGCUUCUUGGGCCACUGCUGUUGGGCGCAUCUUGAUGACUUCUGCAGGCGGGAUCGGCCUUGACCCCGAAGAGGAACAGAAGCUGCUGAAGAGCUUUGCUGAAUGUCUGAUUGAUAGCGACGACAAGGUGCGUUUGGCAGCAGUGAAAGCUGUCGAGCACUUCAACUUUAGCGACAUAGUACGAAAACUGGGUAGCAAUGGAAGCAUGUCAGAGCCGGGCUCUAUACUCGCGAAUCUCGCCGACAGGGUCAAAGAUAAGAAGAGUGUAAUUCACUCCGAGUCUCUGCGACUACUAGGAAAGGUAUGGGGAGUGGCAUUCGGAGCUAUUGUCGAAGGCGACGAUACCAUCAAAAACCUGCUUGGUCCGAUACCAUCACGAAUCCUGGGAGCAUGUUAUGCCAACGAUGCAGAAAUCAAUGUUCAAGUUGAUCUGGCACUGUUUGAUUCCUUACUUCCGCUUGGGUACCCACCGAUGAAGGCAAGAGCAGCCUCUAGUGGGAACUCACAGGUGGUAAAAGACAGUCAAUCGAAUGCUGAACAAGGUUACACUGAAGCGGAGCUGGACAAAAUGCGAGCUGAGAGGCAGCUGGUCCUGGUCAAGGGGCUGGAUGAGAAGGGAAAGAAGGUUUUCUUUGCCAAGCAGUUCAACCAAGUCAGGGCUGCUGAGUUCAUGGAACAUUUUCUGAAAUGCUGCGAGGAUUACAACGGCGGUGUCGUUGCAAAAGGCGACAAGGACGUCAAAACCAAGCUGGAGGGCCUGAUAACAUACUACGCAAACACACUUCCAGAUCCAACUCGCGCUCGAGAUGACUUGUGGAAGUUUGCCAAAACUCAUGAUCGCCGAGCGUACGCCUUGAUACGAUUCUGCAAGGAUCCUGCGAGCGAGUACCGCAAGGUGUUCCGAUCAAUUAAAGAACUCCGCAAGAGAAUUGAAUCCGGACCUGGCGCGUCGCUGCUCGACACAUUAAACCCUCUAUUGUACAGGGCUAGCCUUCUGUGCUACAACAAGAGCCAUGUACCCGCUGUCAUCGAGUUCACACGUACAAACGACAAGGAGCUAGGAGCCACUGCCCAUGAGCUGUUGAAGGAGAUUUCUACAAAUCACCCUAAAGUCUUCUCAACGCAUGUGAAAGAUCUUUGUCGGACACUGGAAAGUGAGGCGCCCACGGCGAAGGCGCCAAAUCCCCCCGGGGCGGUGGACGAUCUCAAAGCCUGUGCCGCAUUCGCCAAGAAGUUCCCGACUGAUAUCCCCAUGAACACCAAAGACGGUCGAAAACUGGUUCAGAGUUUUCUUAACUUUGCACAAUAUGGGACACCACCUCAAGCUGCAAAGCAUGCCAUCACCAUCAUCAUGAACAGCGACGACAAGAAGGAGCUGCACGCCAAGGAGCUAUUGGCGAAGAGUAUCAAGGGUUUCAAGUACGAAGGCGAUCACUGGCUCACAAAGCUUGCCGCGCUUAGCCAGCUCGUCCUGCUAGCUCAGUCCGAGUGCGAAGACGACAUGGACAAGAUUGUCGAGAUUGCGAUUCAAAAGGUACUUCAAGUGCCUCAUCAUGCCGCACCCGAAGCCGACGCGGAGUGGAUGGACGAGCCGGACGAGGACAUUCAAGGCAGAGCAUGGGCCGUCAAGAUUCUUGUCAAUCGUCUGCGGUCCCUGCCCGCCGAAUCGGCUCUGAACGAGGCUGCAGAGGAUACGUAUGCCCUUCUUAACCGGUUUGUCAAGAACCACGGGGAGGGUUCAGAGGAUGGAAGUACCCCAGCAGGGCAUAAAUCCCGUCAACUCCUCCUCGCAGCCACUUCCUUGUUGAAGCUAUCCUGCAACAGGCGGCUCGAUAGCUUCCUGACGCCCGCAGACUUCAUACAGCUUGCUUUGGUCACACAUGAUCCAUGCGCCCAAGUACGCAAGGGCUUUUCGGAGAAAUUGAUGAAGUACCUUGGACAGGGUCGUCUUCCUCCACGAUUCUACACCAUUCUGUUCUUUUGCGCAUACGAGCCCGAGAAGACGAUCAAGAACAGCACAAUGACCUGGAUCCGGUCGCGGAGAGCUGCGUUUGCAGCACGCAAGGAAACGAUUCUCGAGACGGUCUUUGCUCGCCUGCUCAGUCUGAUUGCGCACCACCCAGACUUUGACAAGGACGACGAGACGUUGAAGCUCAUGUCAGAGUACAUUCUCUACUACCUGAAAUGCGUAGCAACCGAGGAGAAUCUGUCGCUCAUUUUCCACGUCGCACAGCGCGUCAAGGGGGUUGCGGAUGGGAUUGCGCCAUCAGACGAAGCCGACGAGAGACUGUACAUCUUGUCCGAUCUCGCACAGGCACUGAUACGAUCGUGGGAGGAGCAAAACGGCUGGACGAUGCAGUCCUGGCCGGGAAAAAUGAAGCUUCCCUCUGGCAUCUUCCGCCCACUCGAGAGCCACGAGAAGGCGCAGCAGAUUGCGAAGAAGGUGUGGAUCAGCGAGGAUCUGGUCGAAGAGCUGGACCCGCUCGUGCGCAAGGCGAUUCGGAGCAAGAAGCGAAAGACGUCCGAUGACGCAGACAAGCCGCGCAAGAAGCCAAAGACUGAGCGACCGGUCAAGGAGAAGAAGGCAAAAGCAGAGCGCCCUGUCAAGACGCCGCGGAAGAAGCGCAAUACACACGACGAUGACGAGAGCGAGGUUGACCGCGCGACUGUGCCGUUGAGCGGGCCUAGACGUAAGAGCGAUAGACGCAGCACUGCGCAUAAGAGCUACGUUGAAGUCUCUAGCGAUGAUGAUGACGCCCAAGCUGGGGCUCAGGAACACGACGACGAGGAGGAGGAGGAGGAGCAGGAAGAAGACGUCAGAGAAGAAUCACCAGCCCAAGAUGUCGACAUGAUGGAUCCUGAGGCCUCAUCACAAGACCAACAUCAACACCAACACCAACAUCAACCUCACGAUGAAGACGAAGACGAAGACGAAGAUCAAAAUCAACCCCCCACCUCCGACCUCUCCGACCCAGACUCCGCUUCCAAUCCCGAACAGGAACAAGAAGCCGGGCACGCAUCUCAACCCGAACCCGAACCGGCAUCCGAACCACCACUCGCACAGAAGACGAGAAAAACAACAAGAUCGAGACCUGCUACGCUUCCUCGCCGAAACGGCGCGUCGUCGUCUCCGGCUGCGGCGAAGCGUGGAGCAGGUGUGGGUGCGAGGGGGGCUGGGGGGAGGGGAGUGGCGAAGGGGAGGGCGAAGGAGGAGGGGAGGGCAAAGGGGAGGGAGAAGGAGGAGGGGAGGGCAAAGGGCAAGGAGGUGAAAGAAAAGGGGGUGCAGAGUCCGGCAAAUGGUGCAGUGCCUGCGAGACGUAGUGGGCGUGUUAGGGGUUGA
Messenger RNA from Plenodomus lingam JN3, 4665 nucleotides. RefSeq lists its product as uncharacterized. Gene Ontology annotation, biological process: mitotic sister chromatid cohesion; DNA repair. The record is from RefSeq and is a predicted model, not a curated record. Gene Ontology annotation, cellular component: nucleus; chromatin. NCBI's taxonomy places the organism in Eukaryota, Fungi, Ascomycota, Dothideomycetes, Pleosporales, Leptosphaeriaceae.